AUGUCGACUGAAAUUGCGGAAGAAGCUGGGCCAAACGGCCAUUCUGCCGACAAUGCUCAAGCUGAGGACGACGUGCAAAUGAACGAUGUCCCGGCGGAGGAUCCUGAGAAAGACGAACCAGACGUGAAAUUGGAAGACCUUUUCGACGAUUCCGACUCUGACGAACUAGUUAGGACUCCUCCGUCGAGCGGGGAGGAGGCGCAGUCGAAGCCAUCAUUGAAUGUGAUGGGCACGGCGUCCGAUCCGGACCUUCUUCGAAUCUUCUAUCAACGACUAUUCCCUUGGCGAUACCUCUUCCAAUGGCUGAAUCAUAGCCCCUAUCCGACACCCGACUUCAUUCACCGUGAAUUUGCCUUUACGCUGCAGAAUGAAGCCUAUCUCCGCUACCAGAGCUAUCCCACAUCUGACCUCCUGCGCAAGGAUGUUGUCAACAUAAUACCGUCUCGUUUCGAAAUCGGACCCGCGUACAGCUUCAACCCCCGCGACCGAAAAUCGAACCCCACCGCGUUCAAGCCUGUCUCCAAAGAACUUUGCUUCGACAUUGAUCUUACAGACUACGAUGAUGUGAGAACGUGUUGUGACAAGGCCAACAUUUGCCAGAAAUGCUGGACAUUCAUCACCAUGGCUAUCAAAGUGGUAGAUGUUGCCCUGCGGAAAGACUUUGGCUUCAAGCACAUUAUGUGGGUAUACUCCGGUCGAAGAGGUGCUCACGCGUGGAUCUCUGACCGUGCGGCGAGGAACAUGACGGACCAACAGAGGAAAGCGGUAGCUGGGUACCUUGAGGUGGUACGGGGUAGUUCGCAGAACGGAAAGAGGGUGAAUUUGCCGAGGCCUUUACAUCCUCACCUGAAGCGGAGUUUUGACAUUCUCGUCGGCCAUUUCGCCGACGAUAUCCUGGAAGUCCAGGAUCCGUGGGGGACUGAAGAACAGGCGGAAAAAUUGCUCCAACUGCUUCCCGACAAGACAUUGAACGACGCGCUACGUAGCAAAUGGGAAAAAUCGCCGGGCCGCUCUUCGGUUGCUAAAUGGGGAGAUAUCGAUACUGUCGCUAGAUCCGGAGCAAGUAAGCGUCUCGACGGCCAGGCUCUUCUCAAAGCCAAGCAAGACAUCGUCUUCGAAUACGCUUAUCCUCGCCUGGAUAUCGAAGUCAGCAAAAAGCUCAAUCACUUGCUCAAGAGUCCGUUCGUCGUGCACCCUGGUACCGGUCGUGUCUGCGUGCCCAUCAACGUGAAGGCGCUGGAAGACUUUAACCCUCUCACCGUGCCUACCAUCCAAGAGCUGCUCAAGGAGAUUGAUGAAUGGAAGGAGGAAGAGGGAGCUGCGUCGCAGGAUAGUGGCAAGGGAACUCCAGAUUGGGAAAAGACCAGCUUGAGGCCUUAUAUCGAGUAUUUUAGGUCGUUCGUGGGUCAUUUGCUUAGGGACGAAAUGGGGCAGAAGGUGAAGAGGGAGAGGGAUGAGGGAGGCAAAAUGGAGUUUUGA
Molecule: messenger RNA, 1479 nt
Organism: Scedosporium apiospermum
Lineage: Eukaryota; Fungi; Ascomycota; Sordariomycetes; Microascales; Microascaceae
Product: DNA primase
Exons: 4
Coding region: 1-1479 (492 amino acids)
Biological process (GO): DNA replication, synthesis of primer
Cellular component (GO): alpha DNA polymerase:primase complex
Source: RefSeq, a predicted model, not a curated record